Molecule: messenger RNA, 6777 nt
Organism: Opisthocomus hoazin
Lineage: Eukaryota; Metazoa; Chordata; Aves; Opisthocomiformes; Opisthocomidae
Source: RefSeq, a predicted model, not a curated record
AUGCCUCCAGAGAUCGUGCCUCCUCGAUAUUGCGCCUCUGGGUACUGGGUCUCCUCAGGCGUCAUGCCUUUGGGUGCUGUACUUUUGGGUGUCGUGCUUCCUUGGAUGUCACGCCUCCAGGUGCUGUGCCUCUGGAACAUCGAGCUGAAGGUGGAGGUGGAGAGCCUGAAGCGGGAGCUGCAGAAGCAGCAAGCCCUGGACAACACAUGGGUGGCUGCGGAGAACCAGACGACCCGCAGCCAGGCAGUGCUCCAGCAGCAGUAUGAGGAGCGGCAGCAGGAGUCGGAGCAUGUCUACGAGCUCCUGGAGAACAAGAUCCAGCUCCUGCAGGAGGUGAGCCUGGGGGCAGUGGGAACCUGGGGGGCCAAGGGCCGAGCUGAGGCAGAGCGGUGCCGGGAGCUGGCAGGGAAGCUGAAGGAAGCUGCGAGGACGAAGGAGGAGGACAGGAGCGAUGACGGCUGCGGCACCAUGGCGCGGAGGAUGAAGGAGACCUGCCGGAUCUGCGCCCGGGAGCUGUGCGGCAACCAGCGGCGAUGGAUCUUCCACACGGCAGCCAAGCUGAACCUCCAGGUGCUGCUCUCCCACGUCCUGGGCAGGGAGCUGUGCCGGGAUGGCAAAUCCGAGUUCGCUUGCAGCAAGUGUGCCUUCAUGCUGGACCGCAUCUACAGGUUCGACACCGUCAUUGCGCGCAUCGAAGCCCUCUCCAUCGAGCGCCUACAGAAACUGCUACUGGAGAAAGACCGCCUCAAAUUCUGCAUUGCGAGCAUGUACCGCAGGAACAACGAAGACUCCAGCACAGAUGACAGAGCUGGGGAUGGGACUGUGGACCUUUCUAACCUGCCUGAUGCACGCCGGUGGUCGGCCAGCAUGGGCAACGAGGAGUCAUCUGUGUGUGACGCAGCAGAGUCUGCCAGUGCCAGAGGGCCUGUGGAUGGGGAAAGCAUGGAGGAAGGCACACCUGCCUCCUCUGUUGAGUCCCUGGACACAGCUGUGGAGGCAAGCCCUCUGCAGCAGAAGGAUGAAGAUGUGGAGAAGGGGGUGAAAGGGAAUGGGAAGUGUGAUGAUUUCUCGGAUGACCGCAUGACCCCAAGCUCUUCACUGAGCGGGAACAGGCUGGAGCUGGCCCUCAGUUUGAUCAAGGCUUUGGACUACAAACCCCUUCAGAGCCCCCGCGGCAGCAGGCUACCUAUUCCUGUGAAGUCCAGCUUGCCCCCUCCCAAGCUAAGCCGUGACUUGGCAGAUGGCAGCGCUUCUGCUGGCUUAGCGUGUGCUGGUUCUGCCUUCCUGAACGCAGACAGAAAAUCUUUUUCCAGAGCUCCUUUGGGUCUUUCCCUGGAGAUUUCUGAACUGCAGGAGCUGUGGGAUGACCUCUGUGAGGAUUAUAUGCCGCUGCGGGUACAGAAUUUGCAGGAUGAAUGUCAGCAGCUGGCUCCAGGUGACCCUGCAGCAGGGGAGCACGUGUCCGAUCUGUGUGCUGCAGACCUGCAGGGCAAAAUCCAGCAGUUUGAAGCUGCCAACAAGGUGUUACAGGAAAAGCUGAAUGAAUUGAAUUUUGAAUUAAAAUCUGUCCGAGAAAUGUCGCAACGGCAAGAUCGUACAAUCCAGAGUCUGAAUGAGGCCCUGAAGAGCAAAGAGAGUAAGACAGAAGAGCUAUACCAUGUCAUUGAAGGGCAGAACGAGACAAUGGCCAAGCUGCAGGACAUGUUACACAGAAGCCAUAUGGGACAGUUGCAGAUGUCGGAGAGCCCACUCUCGUCGCAGGAGCAGCAAAUGUCCCUGCUAGAUCUUCAGAACACGCUUUUCUGCACCAAGCUGGAGGUGCAGAAACUGAAAAGAGCUCAGCGCCAGAAAGAGCAUCAACUAGCUGAAGCCAGGAGAGCAACGCAGCUCCUAGAGACCAUAGUGCAUGAGGAAGAGCAGCAGAAAGAGGCAACCUGGAAACACAACCAGGAGCUGCGGGCUGUGGUACAGCAGCUGCAGGCAGAGCUGCAGGACAAGGCUCAGCAUCUGCAGACUGUGGAGUGGGAGAAGUGCCGUGAGCUGCAGGCCCAGGGGCAGAGAGUUCAGCGUUUGAGUCAGCAUCUGGCUCGCAAGGAACAGCUUCUGCAGGAAUCGAGGGAGCUUCUGCAAUGCCAGCAAAGCUUGGACAAGAGCCCUGCAGCUGUGAAUGCCAUGCUGGAGAAACUGCAGCAGCGAGUCAGCGACAGGGAUGCUGCUCUGGAGCGAGCAGUAGAUGAGAAGUUCUGUGCCCUGGAGAAGAAGGAGCAAGAACUGCAACAGCUCCGUCUCUCAGUGAGGGAGCGUGGAAGUGACCUGGAGAGACUGCACAAUGUCCUGUCCAGCAACGAGGCCACCAUUCACAGCCUGGAGAGCCUCCUGAAAGCCAAAACCCUGGAACUAGAGCAGGUCUCAACAACCUGCCAAAACCUCCGCUGGCUCAAGGAAGAGAUCGAGGCCAAAUCCUGCAGCAGGCAGAAGGAGCAGGAGGGGAUCAUCCAGCAGCUGCAGACCUGCCUGCAUGACAGGAACAAGGAAGUGGAGGAGCUUACAGCAACUCUGCUGUGCAAGCUGGGCCCAGGACAGAGUGAAGUAGCAGAGGAGCUGUGCUUGCGUCUCCAGCACAAGGAGAAAAUGCUGCAGGAUCUCCUCAGUGACAGGAACCGUCAGACCAUGGAGCAUGAUGCUGAAAUCCGAGAGCUGCUGCAGGCCGUGAGCACCAAGGAGCAGCAGAGCAGAACGGCUGCUGAGAAGAUGGCGAACGCUUUGGCUGAAAGAAGCUGCGAGUUACAACUCCUGCGGCAGCAUGUGCUGGGGAAGGAGACUGUCGGGACCCAGUUGGCUGGUGCCAGGCUGUUGAAGCAGGACAAACAGCCCAUACAAGAAGUACUGCAAAGAGCUUGUGGAGCUACAGCCAUUGCCGGACCCCUGCAGGGGGACAGCAGCUGCAUGACAGAGGGAGGUACGACGUCGGCAGCAGAGCUGGAGAAGGAUCUUGUUAAUGCCAAAGAGGAGCUGGAGCUAAUGGCAAAGAAGGAAAGGGAAAGCAGGCGGGAGCUCGCUGCUCUCCAAUCUGUUGUGGCCACGCAGGAGGAAGAGCUACAGGUGCAGGCCUCAGAUAUAGAGUCCUUGACCAGGACCAUCCAGAUCAAAGAGGACCUCAUCAAGGAUCUGCAGAUGCAGCUGGUGGAUCCCGAAGAAAUUCCAGCCGUGGAAAGGCUGACACAAGAAGUGCUGGUGCUUCGGGAGAAAGUGGCCAUAGCAGAGUCACAAGGACAAGAGGCUACUGGAAACAGAAAGCAGCAGUUGUUACUGAUGCUGGAAGGGCUGGUGGCUGAAAGGAACCGGUUAAAUGAGGCUCUCCAGGCAGAGAGGCAGCUCUAUGGCAGCCUGGUAAAGUUUCACACACACCCAGACAGCGCUGCGAGAGACCACACUCUGCAGGUGGAGCUGGAGGGGGUCCAGGAGCUCCGGGGACAGCUGGAAGAAGCUCUUGGAAGAAGCCUGGAGCGUUUGAGCAGGCUGGAGACGCAGGGCACCAGAGGAGGACAGGCCACUGGCACAGAUUGUGAUGGUUCCAGCACCACCUUCACUGACGGCACCAAGGAGGAGGCAGCCCACUGUGGGGCAACCCAGCACGUGAGCAAGAGCAGCCCCCGGGCCCCUAAGGAAAGCGGGGGCAUUGGGAGGGCCCUGACAGGGAGCACGGCACUGACCACGCUGGAGCGGGAGCUGCGGGCGGAAGAGGAGCUGCGGGAGCUGAAGGCGCAGCUGGGGGAAGCUGAGAGGGCAGCUGUGCCCGCCAGAUGCCCAGUGCUGGAGGCACAAUCCCAGGAUGAUGUGCUCAAGAGACCCUGUCCUGGCACCUUGGGCAGAGGGAAUGGGAGCCAUGUGGAGGGCAUGGCCCCUGGCACGGGCUGGCCGGGGCUGGGCGCGGAGCUGCGCUCGCAGGUGGUGCAGGGCCAAAGGCAGUGCCAGGAGCUACAGGACAAACUCGCCGCCUCGGAAGCCACUGUGCGGGCACAAGCCGAGCAGCUGGAGAAGUACCACGUCCUACUCUCAGGUGAACCCCACGCCCAGCAGCUCAGCAAGCAAGUGCAGGUAGACUUCCAGGACCUGGGCUAUGAGACAUGUGGGCGAAGUGAGACCGAAGCUGACCGGGAUGAGACCACCAGCCCCGAGUGCGAGGAGCCAGAUGUGUUCAGCGAGCCCAGCUUGGGCGAGGAGCCGGCAUCCCUGUGCUGGCCAGGGAUGCCUGGGGUGGGCAAGUCUGCCCGGAAAGCUGCGGGUCCAGCAGAUGUGGGGGCCCUGCACCAGCACAUCCAGGACCUCAAGGCGCAGCUACUCAAUGCCAACAAGGUGAUCCAGAGCCUGCAGCGCCGUGCCCGCUCCGUCUCCAUCACCAGCGGCUACACCUCGAGCGCGGAGCAUCCCCCACCGGGUCCCGUGGCCCUGGCCUCCCCGUCCCACAGCCUCACGGAUGAGGACGAGGGCUGGCAGGCGGACGGCUUGCUCCCCAUCUCUGCCGUGAAGUACGACUCGCUGAUCCAGCCAGGCCGGGCUCGGGAGCUCUGCCAGCUGCGGCAGACGCUGCAGGAGGGCCGCGGGGUGAGCCGCAUCCUGGCCCAGCACCUGCGCGAUGCCCUGCAGUCCUUCGAGGAGCUCCUCCGCGGCACUGACAUCGACUACUACCUGGGCCAGGGCUUUCGGGAGCAGCUGGCCCAGAGCAGGCAGCUGGCCAAGAGGCUCAGUGACAAGCUGGGCAUCACUCCAGUGAAGGGCCACCUCCGCAGGCUCCGCCAGGAGCUCCAGGAGAAGGAGAAGGUGAUUGAGAGCCUGGAAGCGAAGCUGCAGGAGCGCUGUGAGUCCCCGGGCAGCAGCCGCCCACCCUCUGAAUCGUCCCGCUCUGCCACCAGCACCUCCUUCGUGAGGAGCCUGCCCGACUUGCGGGUGCUGGGGGGCCUUCACUUUGACUCCUUGUCCAACCCCGUUAGUGCCCCUCUGCCUGCGCUGUCGCCCGGGCUGCCCCCCUUCCUGCCUGCUGGGCCCCCUCUUCCUACAGCCACCCUGCUCCUGGGCUGCUGUGGGACCCCCAUCUGCUCCCUGGCCGAGGUGCAGCAGGAGCUGCAGGUGCUCCAGAGGCAGCUGGGAGAAACCGUGACGCUGCCCGUGGCACCAGCAAAGCCCGCAGCCCCGCUGGGCCCCUUGGGAGAGGGCAGCAAAGCCCCAGCAUCGCUCUGCCAACACGACGUGCUGCAGAGCCUGCCUGAGAUCCCCGGGGCCACCGAGACCCGUGCCCACUGGGACGUACCCUGCCCCGGCCGGCUGCUUCACGGGGCCCUGCCGUCGGGGUACGCCUCCAGCCAGAAGCUGACAGGAGAGGACCUGCUGGAGGAGCACUUGGUGGAGAUCCGCAGCCUGUGCCAGCGCCUUGAGGAGUCCAUCUGCACCAACGACCGGUUCCGGGAGCAGCUCGAACGCUGCUUGGCCUUCACCGGCAAGGCCAGCGGCCUUCACUUUGACUCCUUGUCCAACCCCGUUAGUGCCCCUCUGCCUGCGCUGUCGCCCGGGCUGCCCCCCUUCCUGCCUGCUGGGCCCCCUCUUCCUACAGCCACCCUGCUCCUGGGCUGCUGUGGGACCCCCAUCUGCUCCCUGGCCGAGGUGCAGCAGGAGCUGCAGGUGCUCCAGAGGCAGCUGGGAGAAACCGUGACGCUGCCCGUGGCACCAGCAAAGCCCGCAGCCCCGCUGGGCCCCUUGGGAGAGGGCAGCAAAGCCCCAGCAUCGCUCUGCCAACACGACGUGCUGCAGAGCCUGCCUGAGAUCCCCGGGGCCACCGAGACCCGUGCCCACUGGGACGUACCCUGCCCCGGCCGGCUGCUUCACGGGGCCCUGCCGUCGGGGUACGCCUCCAGCCAGAAGCUGACAGGAGAGGACCUGCUGGAGGAGCACUUGGUGGAGAUCCGCAGCCUGUGCCAGCGCCUUGAGGAGUCCAUCUGCACCAACGACCGGUUCCGGGAGCAGCUCGAACGCUGCUUGGCCUUCACCGGCAAGGCCAGCGGAUUGCCCAGCGAUGUCUAUGCCCAGGGGUCCGAGCCAGGGCUGCAGCUGAGCAGGGAGAACCAGGCUCUGCGUGAAGACAACCGGACCCUGCGGCUCCAGUGUGACCACCUCUCCCAAGAGCUGGCGCGGAUGCAGGACGCGCUCCUGGCUGUCCACUCCCAGGCGCGGGAGGCUGAAGCAGAGCUGGCCCAGAGGCGUGGGGACCAGCGGAGGCUGGCAGAGGAGCUCGCCGAGCGCCAAGAGAGCAUCCGGCAGCUCCGGGAUGAGCGGCGCGCUCUGCAGGAGGACAACAACAGGCUGCAGCACAAGGCGACGCUCCUGCAGCAGCAGUGUGAGGAGCAAAGCCUGCUGCUGCAGACCCUGCGUGCAGAGCUGCACCUCUGCAAGCCCCUGCCCAGCCCCUCCGCCGAGACCCGUGCAGGCUGCUUCCCAUCUCCUCCUGUGCGGGAUGUUGGCACCAGCUCGGCGCUGCCCCCUGACACGUCCGUGGCCCUGGGGAUGGAGGAGCCACUCAGUGCAGACCCACCGGUGAGGAAGAGCGAGAGACUGACGGGGACUCACGCCAUCGGCUCCCUGGACACCUACCGGGCCCUGGAGCAGCACAUCCUGGAGGGGAAGGUGCUGGCCGGCGAGCUGAUGUUGACCAGGACCCGCAACACGCUGCGCAAGGCCAGGACGAACCUGGAGGUGAAGGCCCAGCAGCCCCUGCCCGUCUCCUGA